Molecule: messenger RNA, 432 nt
Organism: Salvia splendens (bonfire salvia)
Lineage: Eukaryota; Viridiplantae; Streptophyta; Magnoliopsida; Lamiales; Lamiaceae
Product: probable carboxylesterase 2
Exons: 1
Coding region: 1-432 (143 amino acids)
Molecular function (GO): hydrolase activity
Source: RefSeq, a predicted model, not a curated record
AUGGACGAAAUUCUCCAUGAACUCUUCCCUUCCAUCGCAGUCGGCAAAGAUGUCGCUCCCCCCUCACUAGAUCCAGCCACGGGCGUCAAAUCCAAGGACGUCGAAAUCGCGGUGGAGAUCAACCUCUCCUCCCGGAUUUACCUCCCGCCCAACGCCGAUCCUACCAAAAAGCUCCCGCUUCUCGUCUACUACCACGGCGGCUGCUUCAUCGUCGAAUCCGCCUUCUCCCCGCUCUAUCAUAAGCACCUCAAUCACUUAGUUACUCAAGCCAACGUCGUCGCCGUCUCGGUAAAUUACCGAUUAGCCCCUGAAUUCCCGCUCCCAAUCGCGUUUGAGGAUUCAUGGCGCGCUCUCAAGUGGAUCGCCGAGGGCGAGGGCCUGUGGAGUUCAAGAAGUGGUUGGAUUAGUGACGGAUUAGUGACAGAUUUGUGA